This is a messenger RNA of Melampsora larici-populina 98AG31, 1044 nucleotides long. RefSeq lists its product as uncharacterized. Gene Ontology annotation, molecular function: GTPase activity. The record is from RefSeq and is a predicted model, not a curated record. The transcript has 5 exons. NCBI's taxonomy places the organism in Eukaryota, Fungi, Basidiomycota, Pucciniomycetes, Pucciniales, Melampsoraceae. Bases 1 to 1044 code for a protein of 347 amino acids. Gene Ontology annotation, cellular component: cytoplasm.
AUGGGAUUCGGACAAGUCGUGAUUGGUCCACCUGGAUCCGGAAAAACAACAUAUUGUUGGGGAUUACAACAAUAUUUCAAAGCCAUUGGAAGAAAAUCAAUUAUAAUUAAUUUAGAUCCAGCCGUACUAGAAAUCCCAUAUGAAACAAGUAUAGAUAUUAGAGAAUUAAUUAAUUUAAAAGAAGUGAUGGUUUAUAAUCGAUUAGGACCGAAUGGAUCGAUUUUAUUUUGUUUAGAAUAUCUUGAAAAUCAUUUAGAUUGGUUAAUUGAAAAACUUAAGAUUAAUGAUGAUCAAGAAAUCGAUCCUUUUAUUGUACUUGAUUUACCUGGUCAAAUUGAACUUUCUACUGAUCAUCAAAGUCUUAAAAACAUUUUACAUAAAUUAGAAAAAUUAGAUUGGAGGCUAGCUGUUGUCCAAUUAACUGAUGCUACUCAUAUUGUGGAUGCAGCAAAAUACGUUUCAAUCGUUUUACUUAACUUAAAAGCUAUGCUUAAUUUAGGACUUCCUCAUAUCAAUGUCUUAAGUAAAAUCGAUCUUCUUAAAGGUCUCAAUGAAGAGUUUAAAUUAAAUUUAGAUUUUUAUACAGAUGUUCAAGACCUUUCAUAUCUUUUACCACUUCUAGAUCAACAAACUACUCCUAAAUUUAGUCAAUUGAAUCGUGCUAUGAUUGAUUUAAUUGAAGAUUUCAAUUUAGUAGGAUUCGAAACUUUAUACGUAGAAGAUAAAGCAUCAAUGACAAAACUAACUUUAGCAAUAGACAAAGCACUAGGCUAUUAUUCUUCAAGCACAUCUUCAUUUCUAAAAGAAACCGUACCAAAUCAAACUUCAUCAAACGAACCCACAAACCAAGACUCUAAUCAAUCAUUAGGAAUCACUCAUUUACCAAUCGAAAGUUUAUCAGAAAUUCAAGAAAGAUGGUUAGAUUAUCCUGAUGAGUAUGAAUCACAUCAACGUCAGAAAUGGUCAGAAGAAGGUGAUUUAGUAUUUAAGAAAGCUACUGAAAAAAGUCAGGCUGAUGCAAUUAUGAGAAAUCAGAAUGAAUGA